AUGAAGACGCUAAAUACAGGGCUUUUACUAUGCGGCCUUGCACUUGGGGCCGCAGCCGGCAAGAAGGACUGUGUUGAUGGCAUUCGAACUGCCCUUGAUUAUCUCGCUUUCAAUAUCACCGAUACUGACUACUAUAUCAAGUCAUGCACCAACAAAUUGGUGGUGACAUCCAUGUGGGCUACCGCAAAGCUCCUUUGCACUCCCGAGCAAAUUACAGCUGGCGAAGUCUACUAUGAGCCCUACUGUGUGGAAUAUGGCGGUGUCCAACUCGUCCACUAUGAUGAGGUGGCCCCUAUGCUCACCGACGAAUACAUCAAGUCUCUGCCGGUUGCCCAAUACAGCGAUGUCGAGGCCCUCACGAUCUUCGACACGCCCGUCGUGGUUUCCAAGACCUUCUGGAAGAUUGCUAAAGACACUACCACCAUUUUCGACCUUGAAUACAUCCUCCAUGAAAGAUACGGGUGGUCCAUGUAUGGGUUCUGGGGAGGCUUGCUUCUCAUCGGCAUGAUCAACCGUCUCAUAACACAUGUCUCUCAAUCUCGUCGCUUGAAGGCCAAGGACGAUGUCGAGGGAGGAGAAGCGUCCUCCAGCGAGAAAAAGUCUCGUUCGGGACCUGUCGCCUGGGUCCAGUCGGCUCAUCACUGGCUCAGAGCACAGAUCAUCAUUCCAGCGACAUUUGGCUCCCAUCACAACCGUCCCUUGUUGUGGUCCACGAUACCAACACGCAUGGAGACGAUAGUUCUGGUCUCCUUCUACAUCAUGACCUUCAUCUUGUGCUGCGUUGGCUACUACAUCACUUCCCCCAACCUCUACUAUACCAAGUCUCAACAGGCCUGGCGUUAUAUUUCCGAUCGCACCGGCAUCAUUUCCUACGCAAUGUUGCCCUGGCUGUGGUUGUUCGCCGGAAGAAACAACAUCUUCUUGUGGCUGACUGGCUGGAGUUUUUCGACCUUCAACAUCUUUCACAGACACAUUGCUCGCGCCGCUACAAUCCUGGCGAUUGUCCACUCGGUAGGGUGGUCGGUCUUGGAGGGCGGGUUCGGCUACUUCAGCGAAUCGUGGCACGAACAGUACUGGUAUAUGGGAGGAAUGGCCACAAUCACAAUGUCCUUGCUGCUGCUCUUCUCUUUCAUGUGGUUCCGCGUCAGGUCGUAUGAGAUUUUCCUCCUCAUCCACAUCGGACUCUCCAUAGCGACGAUCAUCGGCUUGUUUUAUCACACUAAAAUAUUCGACGGAGAGUACGACGGCUACCUGUGGCCGCUGGUGGCCAUAUGGUGUUUUGAUCGUGGAGCACGUCUCGUUCGCUGGGCAUACUGCAACCUUCACCUCAAGUGGUCCCACGCUGUUGUUAGUUCUCUGGCUUCGGCCACCUACGACAAAGAUGGCGACUUCAUCAGACUCGAGAUCGUGCCUGGAUCGGGCAUUCUCAAACCAGGACCUGGUCAGCACUACUACUUGUACCAGCCCAUGAAGUGGAGAGGAUGGGAAAACCACCCAUUCACUCUGGCGUCCUAUGAGACUGUCAAGGAGUCUACUCCGCCCGGUGUCGUGACGGUCCAUCCUGGUGCCGGCCACGACGUGGAGACACUGGCAGCAGCCAAGGACAUCGAGGUGUCUGCAACGGGCUCAUCUUCUCCCACGUCCUCGAACGCAACGCCAGACCCUUCGCAGCAUAGACUCGCUGUCUUCAAAGAGAAAGUCGGCAGCCAGAAACUCACCUUCCUUAUCCGGCCCUUUGGCAGCUGGACGAAGCGUCUCCGUGAGGAAUGCCUCAAGUCACCCACCGGAGUCAUCACGCCGCAUAUCUUCAUUGAAGGCCCAUACGGCGAGCACAGCGCUUUACAUACAUAUGAAAAUGUCAUCUUGGUUGUCGGCGGUACUGGAAUCGCUGGGGCAAUUCCUUACCUGCAAGACCACAUCACGAGAGCAAGCAACAAUGCACAAGCAUCGCGCAACGGCGGAAAGCUGGCCACGCGCACGAGGGACAUCACGUUGAUCUGGGCGACCAGGCAGUCCGCCAUGCUCCGCAACGUGGUUGAACAUGAGCUGAAGCCCAUGUUUGACCGCGAGGAUAUCCACAUCCAUCUCUAUGCCACAUCCGCCAAGCAGGUGCGGAGCGCUAGCCCCGACGAUAGCGAUGAUGGUCGUCCCAUGACUGAGAGCAAGGAGCUUGACCUCAAGAGCACCCCUGCCACGAGCAUCAGCGACAAGCUCAGCAUCUCGCGCGGCCGGCCGGAUAUUUCCGCCACGAUACGGACCAUCAUCAACGACGUCAACAGUGCUGGAAGUGCCGGCGGUCGCAUCGCCAUCUUGACCUGUGGUCCGGGCGGCAUGGCCGAUGAGGCCAGGGCGGCGGUUCACUCGUCGCUGAAGGAGGGCAAGCGAGGAGUCGAGUACUUUGAAGAGUCGUUUGGGUAA
Fonsecaea pedrosoi CBS 271.37 is the source of this 2418-nucleotide messenger RNA. RefSeq lists its product as uncharacterized. The coding region runs from base 1 to 2418 and encodes 805 amino acids. Gene Ontology annotation, biological process: intracellular iron ion homeostasis; copper ion import; iron ion transport. Gene Ontology annotation, molecular function: ferric-chelate reductase activity. The record is from RefSeq and is a predicted model, not a curated record. NCBI's taxonomy places the organism in Eukaryota, Fungi, Ascomycota, Eurotiomycetes, Chaetothyriales, Herpotrichiellaceae. Gene Ontology annotation, cellular component: plasma membrane. The transcript is spliced from 7 exons.